AUGGCUCAAUUUACCCCCUCAGGUAAAUCUGAUGAUUGCGCAACGGAAGGAUGUGAUGAAACAAGUGGACUGGUUGUUUGUUUUGGUGAGUUGUUGAUAGAUUUCGUGCCAACGGUAGGUGGAGUCUCUCUAGCUGAAGCACCUGCUUUCAAGAAAGCUCCUGGUGGUGCUCCUGCGAAUGUUGCAGUUGGUAUCUCUAGGUUGGGGGGUUCGUCUGCAUUUAUAGGCAAGGUUGGAGCAGAUGAAUUUGGUUAUAUGUUAGCCGAUAUUUUAAAGCAAAAUAACGUUGAUACAUCUGGCAUGCGGUAUGAUUCUAUUGCAAGAACUGCAUUGGCUUUUGUUACACUUAGAGCUGACGGUGAGCGUGAGUUCUUGUUUUUCCGAAAUCCUAGUGCUGAUAUGCUUCUGCGUGAGUCAGAGCUUGAUCACGACCUCAUUGAGAAGGCUAAAAUAUUCCAUUAUGGUUCCAUCAGUUUGAUUGACGAGCCAAUCAAAUCAGCGCAUCUUGCUGCCUUGAGAAUUGCUAAAGACUCUGAUUGCAUUCUCUCGUAUGAUCCAAAUUUGAGAUUAGCACUAUGGCCGUCAGCCGAGGCUGCUCGGGAUGGUAUAAUGAGCAUAUGGGAUCUAGCCGAUGUCAUAAAGGUCAGCGAAGAUGAGAUUACUUUUUUGACUGGCGGUGAUGAUCCUUACGACGAUAAUGUUGUAUUAAACAAGCUUUUUCAUCCUAAUCUCAAGCUUCUAAUUGUUACCGAAGGGUCAGAGGGUUGUAGAUAUUACACCAAGGAUUUUAAGGGAAAAGUCGGAGGUGUAAAAGUUAAACCCGUUGACACAACUGGUGCUGGCGACGCGUUUGUUAGUGGGAUUCUCUACAAGAUAGCUUCCGACCCAAGUAUUUUCAAGGACGAGGAGCGUCUCCAAAAAGCGCUAUAUUUUGCAAAUGUAUGUGGUGCGAUCACGGUGACUGAUAGAGGGGCAAUUCCUGCACUACCUACUAAAGAUGCUGUCAUGCAGUUCAAUGCAAAAUAG
Molecule: messenger RNA, 1026 nt
Organism: Lathyrus sativus (Indian pea)
Lineage: Eukaryota; Viridiplantae; Streptophyta; Magnoliopsida; Fabales; Fabaceae
Source: the annotation of a GenBank genome assembly